GGCAGCCGCCCACUGUCCCUCGGGGCCUCUCAUCUCGCAGCUUCUUGCACCUCUCCGAGCCACAAUGGGGCUGCUGGAAUCAGAGCCCGGCAGCGUCCUGAACGCGAUGUCCACGGCGCUCAACGACACGGUGGAGUUCUACCGCUGGACCUGGACCAUCGCAGAUAAACGAGUGGAGGACUGGCCGCUGAUGCAGUCUCCAUGGCCAACGCUAAGCAUAAGCACUCUCUAUCUUCUGUUUGUGUGGCUGGGUCCAAAGUGGAUGAAAGACCGGGAGCCAUUUCAAAUGCGCUUAGUGCUCAUAAUCUAUAAUUUUGGCAUGGUUUUGCUUAACCUUUUCAUCUUCAGAGAGCUAUUCAUGGGAUCAUACAACGCAGGAUACAGCUACAUUUGCCAGACAGUGGAUUAUUCUAAUAACGUUAAUGAAGUCAGGAUAGCUGCUGCUCUGUGGUGGUACUUUGUAUCGAAAGGAGUUGAGUAUUUGGACACAGUGUUUUUUAUCCUGAGGAAGAAGAACAACCAGGUUUCUUUCCUCCAUGUGUACCAUCACUGUACUAUGUUCACACUGUGGUGGAUUGGAAUCAAGUGGGUGGCAGGGGGCCAAGCGUUUUUCGGAGCGCAGUUAAACUCUUUCAUCCAUGUGAUCAUGUACUCUUACUACGGGCUGACUGCAUUCGGCCCCUGGAUCCAGAAAUACCUGUGGUGGAAGCGGUACCUGACCAUGCUCCAGCUGGUUCAGUUCCAUGUGACCAUUGGACACACAGCGCUGUCCCUCUACACUGACUGCCCCUUCCCCAAGUGGAUGCACUGGGCUCUCAUUGCAUACGCCAUCAGCUUCAUCUUCCUCUUCCUCAACUUCUACACCCGGACAUACAAUGAGCCCAAGCAGUCCAAGACUGGAAAGAAAGCCAUGAACGGUAUCGCAACAAAUGGUGUGAACAAGUCAGAAAAGCAGCUAGUGUUAGAAAACGGGAAACCCCAAAAAAACGGAAAGCCAAAAGGAGAGUAAAUAGAACUGGGCCUUAACUGGUUGACAGUGAGGAAACUCCUGUGUCAUAUAAAAUUUCAGGGGCAACAGAAGCAGAGGGUCUGGGAUGGGGAGAAAGGCAGAUGUGGUCUAUGCAUCUUCAGACUGAGUAAACCUUUCAAUAUAUGGUACCCAGAUGUUUUAUUUAUGAAGUUUUUAUUUUAAACAUUUUUUUUUUUUUAUUAGCCUUGACGUUGUCCAGACCAAAGCAAUCCCAAUGUGACCUUGGAGCUCCUCCUCCUGCUAACUUAACACUCACCUGUUCAGUGGGUGGAAAUGUCACCUCUCUUACACUCACUCCUUUUUCAGUCUGAAUUUUAGAUGAUCACAGAAACAGUCUUAGGAAAAGAAAAAAAUUUUUUUUUUUUGGCAAAAUCACUAGUUUCCUACUCGUUGCAAAUCCAUUACCUGACACUUUCUUGUCCAGGGACAGAACCGUGGAUAUAUUUGACUUUCAAUUCUUAUUGAUCCCUGUGGUCAAAUCUCUCCACCUCUACUCAGAAUAUUCCUUUUUGGCUGUAAUUAAAUUUGAAAACUCUGCUAAAUCUCUGUAGAAUCUUAGAGGCUUGAUGAUGAUGGUGUUGGUGAAAAUAAGAAAGAAUAACAGUAAAAUCCUGUCUUGUUACCCAAAGGCCACCAUGACUGAACGGCACAAAUCACUGUGGGAAACAUUUUUUUUUUUUUUAAUGAGGAAGGUAGCUUUUGAAUACUCCUGUUAUUAGCAGAAAUGUAUUAUGAGAAUUAAGAUUAUCAUAUGAUUGAAACGUGAAACAACUCAUGUCUUGUAACAUCUAAGGUAUUCGCAUUUACAUGCAGUUAGAACUCUAAGGGAAUAUUGAUUUUAUCAGGCUUUCCUUGGUUUGAUUGGUGGCUGUUGCUGAUUUUUCCUAUGUGGACAUACACCUACCUCUUCUGUUGGAAAGAACAUUUAAAAUGAAAUAAAUUUACUUAAAAAAAAUCAAGGAGUCCUUUAAUGUAAAUUUUAACUUCCAAAUUUACUGCUUUUGUUUAUUUUGUUUAGUUUACAAAUAGCACACACCAAACAUUUCUGUGAUGUUAUUCACCUCUUUCAAUGUGUCUAGUUUUGAGUGAUGCUUACUUCCCUUGUGACUAUGUUGCAAAAAUCUUACUAAGUAGAAAUGAAGUGUAAAUGCAUUUUGGUGCAAUACCUUGACUCCUUGGUGCUAAUGAUGGCUAAAUUCAGUGCUUGCUGUUACAAGGUGUUACUUAUUAAUGCAAGAUGAGAAAAACUGAGACCAAGCCAGCUCUCUCAAGUCAAAUUUGGUGUUUACGAAAGAUGUAUUUCAUGUAAUAGACGCGAACGACUGGAAACCAGAAGAAGAGACGUUGUUCCACAUUUUUUUUUUUACAUAGGUUAAUUUGUUAUGGGAUGUCACAGAGGGAUCAUAUGGAAAGAGAAAAUGUGACAAAAAUAGCAUGAAUAUUUCUAAAUCUUCCAACUUGUCAAAGCUGCAUGUGUACAAUGUCUGCUGUUUGUACAGACUUGAACAAUAUUUUGUAAAUUAUAAAAUAUUUAUUGUGCAUUGAGAUUACAUUUUCCCCCGAAGGCAUGCAGUCAUGAACAUUACAGAAAAUUAGCAGCACAUCCAGUAGUGCGGUCUAAGAGGAUCAACACUUUGUUUUUUGCCAGUGUGUAAUGACUAGAGAUGUGUAAAUCUUUGUGAACAUUCUGUACUGGCUUCCUAGACCCCCCAUUCUCUGCUAUCAGAUUUCAGCACAAUAAAUAUUCUACUGCUGUGGGAAAAGUGA
Messenger RNA from Acomys russatus (golden spiny mouse), 2797 nucleotides. It is a transcript of the gene Elovl4, whose product is annotated as ELOVL fatty acid elongase 4. Gene Ontology annotation, biological process: very long-chain fatty acid biosynthetic process; fatty acid elongation, polyunsaturated fatty acid; fatty acid elongation, saturated fatty acid. Gene Ontology annotation, molecular function: fatty acid elongase activity. The record is from RefSeq and is a predicted model, not a curated record. The transcript is spliced from 6 exons. Bases 65 to 1009 code for a protein of 314 amino acids. NCBI's taxonomy places the organism in Eukaryota, Metazoa, Chordata, Mammalia, Rodentia, Muridae. Gene Ontology annotation, cellular component: endoplasmic reticulum membrane; endoplasmic reticulum.